Phymastichus coffea is the source of this 2739-nucleotide messenger RNA. Its product is annotated as glucose dehydrogenase [FAD, quinone]-like. The transcript is spliced from 2 exons. Lineage: Eukaryota; Metazoa; Arthropoda; Insecta; Hymenoptera; Eulophidae. The record is from RefSeq and is a predicted model, not a curated record. Gene Ontology annotation, molecular function: oxidoreductase activity, acting on CH-OH group of donors; flavin adenine dinucleotide binding. Bases 62 to 1948 code for a protein of 628 amino acids.
UUUCUGUUUAAGUUAAUAAUCGAUCUUAAAGAUUUUCUAAUUUUUUCAAUUUAGCACUAAAAUGAUUCUGUUAACUUUGAUGCACUUAUUUAACUUCAUAUUGGCAAAUAGUAAUUUUUAUUCACCUAUGGGCUCACAACAGUCUUUACGGCAGAACAUAAAGAAAUUAACAAAAGGAAAAUUGGAUUUUUCCAGUAAAUCAUUACCAUUUGACAAGAAUGAACUAUCAGAUACCACUCCAAAAAAUUACAGCAAGUACGACUUUGUUGUGAUAGGAGCGGGAACUGCUGGAUCAACUAUUGCUUCACGGCUCAGUGAGAUGAAAAAUAUAACAGUUUUAUUAAUCGAAGCCGGUGGAAAAGAAUAUUCUAUUAUUGAUAUACCGGGAAUGGCUAUUCCUCUUCAAUACAGCAAUGAUAUAAACUGGAAAUAUGAAACUGAAAGUUCUGAUAGAUAUUGUCUCGGAUUGGAAAAUCACAAAUGUAACUGGCCUAGAGGUAAAGUUAUGGGAGGAAGUAGCGCUAUUAAUUACAUGCUGGCAACUAGAGGUAAUCAAAGAGAUUACGAUCAAUGGGCAAACGCAACAGGAGACGAAUCAUGGUCUUUCAGAAAUAUGCUGAAAUAUUUUCAGAAAAUGGAGCAUUUUUACGAAAGAAAUGUACCGGCAGAUAGUGCAUUUCACGGCACAAAUGGCCCAUUACAUAUAAGUGGUCCUCAACAAAAAAGCAAAUUAACAGAUGCAUUUAUUCAAGCAGGUAAGGAAUUGCAUUAUCCCGAAGUUGAUUACAACGGUCUCGAACAACGAGGCUUUUCAUAUCAUCAAUCGGCGAUAUAUGAAGGCGAAAGAUGGAGUAACAAUAGAGCAUAUCUUCGAUUAGCUAAAGGCAGAAAAAAUCUCUUUGUAACUCAACACAGCCAUGUGCAUAAAAUUUUGAUAAAUAAACAUACAAAAUCUGCAUACGGUGUACGAUAUUCUAAAAAUGGUAAAGUUUAUGAGGUUAGCGCACAAAAAGAAAUUAUCCUAUGUGCUGGUUCAGUGAAUUCUCCACAAAUUCUGAUGCUUUCUGGUAUUGGACCAUCGAAGCACUUACGUGACAUGAAUAUUGACGUGAUUAAAGAUGCUGCAGUUGGUGAAAAUUUGAUAGAUCACAUUGGAUAUACUGGAAUAGCUUUCAAAGCGAAUGAUUUUACUGAUUCUAAUAAUUUAAGCUUAGUCGAUCCGAAAAAUCCUGCGUUAAAAAAUUAUCUAAAGUCUAGAACUGGACCACUGGCAUUAGGACUGAAUUCUGGUGGAAUAGCAUUUAUCAACGUAGACGAUGCAAACAAAUCUUAUCCUAAUUUAGAACUUCUUUUCAAUUUAUUCAGUAGUUUGAAAGAUCCUUUGUUUGCUACAACAUUUGGAGUAAAUAAGGAAUAUCAGAAACAAUUGUUUACUAAUGAAGCGAAUGGUAAUUCUUGGACGAUUUGGCCAAUCGUGAUAAAGCCUUAUAGUCGCGGGAAAAUACUUUUGAGUAGCAAUAACCCAUUUGAUAAGCUUAAAAUUUAUCCCAAUUAUUUAGAAGAUUCUCGAGAUGUUCAAGUUUUGGUGAAAGGUAUAAGAAUGGUAAUUAAAUUGAGCCAAACUAAAGCGUUUCAAGAACAAGGUUCAAAAAUGUACGAAGUUCCGUUGCCCUGUGAUAAUCACAAAGAAGAUUCAGAUGAGUAUUGGGAGUGUGCUGCAAGAACGUAUACUGGUACAAUUUAUCAUCCUGUAGGAACAUGCAAGAUGGGUCGAGAAGAUGACAAUAGUUCAGUUGUAAAUUCCCAACUAAAAGUUAUUGGUGUGAAAGGUCUUAGAAUAGUUGAUGCUUCUGUAAUGCCAGAUAUAAUUUGUGGACAUACCAACAUUCCUGUUACUGCAAUUGCUGAGAAAGCUUAUGAUAUAAUUAAGAAAGAUUAUGAUUUUUAAACAAAAUACCAAUAAUGAUAAUGUGGUAUGUUUCCGUGAAUAUUUAUACUACAAGUAAUUUUAUUUUUCGCACAAGCAUAAGAUAAGAUAAUAGUACGAGACUAUUGCCGUAACGAUAUUUGAGUUACAAAAAAAUAAUUAGUAAUUUUAUAAUCAGCUUAUUUAUUUGUUUGUUACUUUUUAAUGAACUUAGAUGUUCUGAAAUAAAAUCCCCUAAAACGAUUCCAACUAUUUAGAAAAUUUGUUUAACUUUUAAUUUGACAGUGAAUAGAAUCCAUAGAUCUAAGGCUAAGAACUUAUAUUAGUAGCAGCGACCAAAUGACUACGUAAAAGUAGUCCGAAUAUUUCACGAGUAGAACCCCUCCCCCCACAACUUAUAACCAAAAAAACAUCCUUGAAUAUUGGCAUAUAUAUCCUUAGCACAAUCGCCUUUGGUGAGAAAUUUAUGGAUUUAAUUAAAAAGAAACAUGGUUACUAUAGCAAUGGUAUAGUUGUCUUGUUAUAAUAGUGCGAAUCAACUCGUUUAAAAUAAUACAUUUCGAUACUAGUGCGAGAAACUAAUUUCAGCAUCGUGUAGACGUUUAAAAAAAUAUGGAUAAAUAUCUCAGUGAUUGUUAAUAUGAGGCAAGCAAUGGAUUUGAUCAAAAUUAAGUAAAAUUAUUAGAAGCCUGAAGAUUUCACUUUUUACUUAAAUAAACGUAAAUAAACUGUUUGUUCCGUUAAUUUGACGCACUUAUAAAACCAGUUUGUGAAUAUAACAAGUUUAAAAAUAAAAUUGCAUAUCAACUCAA